AUGUCUCUUCUAGAUGUUACAGUCUAUAAAAUGAAGCGCAAACAAGCUAACAGUAAAGAUUUGGAGGAGAAUACAAACGAUGAACCAAAAGUACGGGCCGUUUCUUUCCUUCAAUUAUUCAAAUAUGCCAAACGGGAGGACAAAGUAUUUAUGGGAAUCGGUGUCAUCGGAUCUAUACUCGCCAGUAUGUCGUGGCCUAUACUCAACGCUUUGUUUGGAUCCAUUGUCGAUGUGUUUGUUAAUUAUGAAAAGGGAAGAAAUGCCACAUUAAAUGGCAUUGAAGACAUUGAUAUCAUAACCAGUGAGGAAUUUAUGGGCGAAGUAUACAAUCUAAGUAUUAUAUUGUUCAUCGGUUGGGUUGUCAUCACUUUAUCCAAUUAUUUAAUGACCACAUUCUUUCCAUUGGCCGCUUUGAAUCAAAUCCAUACCAUUAAGAUUAAAUACUUUGAGUCCGUUCUCAAACAAGAGAUCUCGUGGUUUGAUUCAAAAUCUUCGGGCGAUUUCGCUUCAAGAGUCUCAGCUGAUUUGAAGCGCGUUGAAGACGGCCUCAACGAGAAGUUAGGUCUCGCAAUAUAUUCAAUAGUAGCCGUCUGUCUAAACCUAAUACUCGCCUUUAUUUACGGCUGGAAACUAACGCUUGUUGUGUUAGCGAUCUCUCCUUUCACUGCCAUCGCCACCGCAAUCAUGAAUAAAGUUCAGGCAUCGUUUGCCCGCAAAGAGAUGGAGUCAUACGCUUCGGCCGGCAAUGUGGCCGAAGAAGUGAUUUCUGCGGUCAGAACUGUCUAUGCGUUUGGCGGAGAAGCAAAAGAAGUGAACAGAUAUGAGAAGAAUUUGGUGCCAGCGAUGAGAAGUGGAAUCAAACGGAAUUUUAUCACAGGAUUAGGAAAUGGAGUCCUUUACUCGACCCUAUAUUUCGGGAUGGCUUUAGGCAUUUGGUUUGGCGUCAAAUUGACCAUCGGCUCAAUGGAAGAGCACUCAGACGAGUAUACCAUUGGAAAGAUUGUUAUUAUAUUUUGGUCCGUAUUAAGUGCCGGCUACAAUAUUGAAUCCUUCUAUCUUAGAGUCAUUUUCCCGGUCCCGACCAGGUCUAAGAUCCAAGGAGCAGCUGCCCCACACUUUGAGGCCAUUAAUAUGGCUCGAGGAACAGCUGCUGUUAUCUUCGAUAUAAUUGAAAGAAAGCCAAAAAUUGAUAUCUCAUCCAAAAGCGGGAAAACACCACAAACUUUUAGCGCUGACAUCGAAUUUAAAGACAUUCACUUUAGUUACCCAAUGCGUCCGGAAGUGAACAUUUUAGAGACUUUUAACUUGAAAAUAAACGCUGGAGAAACAGUGGCUCUCGUCGGCCCUUCAGGUUGUGGAAAAUCUACACUAAUUCAACUCAUUCAGCGAUUUUAUGACCCCAUAUCGGGAGGCGUUUUCAUAGACGGACACGAUAUCAAAGACUUGAAUCUGGGAUGGCUUAGGGAACAGAUCGGUGUCGUCGGUCAGGAACCGGUGCUCUUCGACACUUCAAUUAAGGAAAACAUUAGUUUGGGUUCACAUAAUGCA
Messenger RNA from Medioppia subpectinata, 1548 nucleotides. NCBI's taxonomy places the organism in Eukaryota, Metazoa, Arthropoda, Arachnida, Sarcoptiformes, Oppiidae. The record is from the annotation of a GenBank genome assembly.